ACUAUCUGUGCAGCAAAUCAGGUCUAUCCUAGUAGAGUUUUGUUUUAAAAAUGAACGUUCUUUCGUUUAGUGUGAUUAUUCUGUCAAUUGUCUGUUAUGCGUCCGCACUGUCCUGCUACUUUUGUAACAGCGCCGAGGAAGGUAACUGCGACUCGGAACAGUUGAUCCCAUGUGAUACCUACAGUACGGCAGCUGGGAUGACAACCCUAUUCGCACUGAAACCAUUUAUUCCGAUGCUACCCAGUACUAGCUACCAGUGCUACAAACUGGUAGCCGAACAGAAAAUAACGAACAUUAGACUUACGGUCAAGGGAUGUGCCUACGGGACAACUCCGGUUUGUGAUGGAGUUCCGAUGAAUGCGGAUCAGAAGGAGUGCCGCACCUGCACCGGUGAUGGAUGCAACGGGGCAGCGGGUAGACUCGCGUUGACUAGCUAUGGACUGUUGGUAGUUCUAGUCGCAGUUCAUCGACUGAUGGACUUAAAACGAUUUUAGUUGUAUAUUAAGAAAAAAAUACUAAGAAGCACUAAGCUGAAUCAAGCUGAAUAAUCAUAAUGAAAUGUAAUAUAGAAUCAUUAACGGCUCAGUCGCAUUUUGAAGUCAAUAAUUCGAGCCACUUUCUCUUAGUGCUAGUGUUAAUGUACCGUAGUGUUAGAUUUUAGAAAGAGUACUAUUUGUCCAACUGUAUGCAGAAAUGAGCAUUUAUUGUAGUAAGAAUUGUACUGCUCGGAGCGUUUUGCUGCUGGAACCAAUCUCAAACACAUCAUCGAUCAUGAAAACAUUAAACAUAAGAUCCGCCAUCGAUAUACGCUGGUGACGACACAACGGCGACAGAAAUUACUCGUUCAGCAUUAAUAGAUUCAUUGCAUAUCACAAUAUCACAUAUGAUCGGUGUUAGGUCAGACCGGACUAAAUGACAGUGCAUUGAAUUCGAGAAAAACGCGUUUAAAGUUUGAAUCGCAGCAUCCUUUACUUUAUAAUUGGAAAAUAAUUUUUACCAUAAUUCUUGUUUAUUGUUUCAUAUUUCAAAUCUGGUAAAAGUGAAAUGUAGAUGAAGAAAUUCUUUAUCCAAUGCUAUCAUCAACUCAUUUUUCGAUGUUUUGCGACUUGGUCCGGUCUGACUUAACACCGACCAUAUCAUAAAUUGAAAAUAGAGCUAUUCUUAUCAACAACUAGUUCAUUUGAUACAGUGCAAUGGAAUAACUUAUCUGAGU
This is a messenger RNA of Topomyia yanbarensis, 1213 nucleotides long. RefSeq lists its product as uncharacterized. Lineage: Eukaryota; Metazoa; Arthropoda; Insecta; Diptera; Culicidae. Bases 51 to 494 code for a protein of 147 amino acids. The transcript is spliced from 2 exons. The record is from RefSeq and is a predicted model, not a curated record.